Amphibalanus amphitrite is the source of this 1718-nucleotide messenger RNA. RefSeq lists its product as uncharacterized. Bases 110 to 1504 code for a protein of 464 amino acids. The transcript has 2 exons. Lineage: Eukaryota; Metazoa; Arthropoda; Thecostraca; Balanomorpha; Balanidae. The record is from RefSeq and is a predicted model, not a curated record. Gene Ontology annotation, molecular function: zinc ion binding.
CGUCUUUCUGGAGGUUUUCGGUGUGAGGUGUGGGAAGUUUGGGCAUUUUGCUGAUAUUCGUAUUUAGUAUAAGUAUUUGAUCUGUAUACGUAGGUUUUAAGCUGGGAAAAUGCUCUCUUUGGAGCAUAUUUUGAAGUACCUGGACGCCAGUGCGGAACAAGUAUCGGACGGAAGUCGACGUUGCCUCGUUGAGGGGGAGAGCAUUGUGAACAGCAACUUCUUGCUGUGUUGCGGCAUUAAAGCUGAAGACAGGGAGAAACUGAGCAGUAGCAACAACGUGAGCAUCUUUGCCUUGUGUAUGCAGACGUCCAAGAUGAGUGGUCAGCCACACGAGAUUAAUAUUUUACUGAAACAAAGCGGUGAAAUAUCGACGGCAACCUGCUCAUGCAAGGCGGGUCUGUCUGGAACCUGCAAGCACAUUGUUGGAUGUCUUCUGUUCGUGUACAGGACUACCGUGGCGAAGCUGGAGGUGCUUGGCUGCACAGACGUCAAGCUUCGCUGGAAGGAGCUUGGAAUGAAGGGGAAGGCCGCCUACGCCCCUUGCAAGGUGUCUGAGCUUUGCCAUGUUGGAAGGUCAUCUUCUAUUGACCCUGUCAGAGUGAGUGAAGAGCGUUCAGCCGCGUUUUUUGACCUCAUCAAGGCAGCUCCUUCGUGCAGUGUGAGCAGGCAUGUACGCUCACGUCCUGUGAGACAGGGCGAGAAAGAGAUUGUGAAACCAUCAGAGAUUCACACAAUCAUCAGCAACACAAUGUCGUGUGAUCAAUUUGUGACACCUCUAGAGCCACCUCAGCUGGGAGGGGAGAUGCUGCAGGUGUAUGAGAGUAAGGUCGCUGUUGACCAUGAAGCAGCGUGCAGGAUCGCAGGGUUUGCUCAAGGGUCAGAGGAGUGGAUGAAGGCUAGGGACCUCAGAAUCACAGGAUCAAAGUGUUAUGAACUGUACACGCAUGAAGCCAAAGGUGCUAAGGCAGAUUGGGUGGCAAAGCUAGGUGCCAUUGAAAGAGCGAAGGGCUUUGCAGGCAAUGCUGCCACACGCUACGGCCAAAAGUGUGAGGGUGCGGCCAUCCAGAUGUAUGAGGGCAUGUGUGAGGGAGGAGAGUGUAUCGUGAAAUGUGGUUUAUUGAUCCCACCUGCGUGUCCAUGGCUGGGGUUCUCCCCUGAUGCUGUGGUGGUCAGGGAUGGGAAGCCUGUCAGGCUUGUGGAAGUGAAAAGCCCAGUGUGCGGGAAAAAGCUGAGCCCACUGCAGAUGCUGUCACAGAAGUCGCUGGCCUAUGUGGACUUUGAUGGGGAGAACGGUGAGCUCCGAAAGCGGCACCAGUAUUAUGGUCAGGUGCAGCUUGGCAUGGCGAUCCUAGCUGUUGACAAGUGUGACUUUGUCAUCUAUGGCAAAGACGGCAUCGCCAUACUCCCCGUGUACAGGGAUCCUGUGUUUCAGGAGCGUCUCCUGCAGUCACUCCGCAAAGUGUUUUUCACAGUGCUGCUUCCACAGAUGUGCAGGAAAGUGUGAUUGUGAAGUGCAAAGCACCGAGGGAACAUGUGUGCUUGUGUGUGAAGUUCAAGUGUUAUGAGAUGGGAACAUUGCUGGCAUGCACUGAUGUAGUACUAACUCCAACAGCGAUCAUGAUGUGUCACAGGCACAGCUCUGGUUAUAUAUAUGUUUCAACUGUUGUCAUCUUCAGUUUUGUAGCAAUCGUUUUGUGGAUGUCACAAUAAAGCAUGAA